UUGCUGUUGCAACAAAACUACACCGGAAGAUAGGCUUCUUGCAGUCUCUGAUUUCAGAAGCCUGAACAAAUGGCAUCACCCAGCGUCACAUUCCUCGCCUUCUUCGUCGCCCUCGCACUCUCGGCGCUUCACACUGACGCAGCAGCAGAGACCUUGCGCCAUAGGAGCAAGACAUGGUGCGUGGCGAAACCGUCGGCGGAGGACGCCGCGCUGCGGGGGAACCUGGAGUUCGCCUGCUCCGAGAGCGAUUGCGGCGCCAUCCAGGGCACCGGCGGCUGUGCCCGGCCAGACGACAACAGCCUGCUGUCGCGGGCGUCGGUGGCCAUGAACGCCUACUACCAGGCCCGGGGCAGGAACUCGUGGAACUGCUUCUUCAACGGCACCGGCCUCAUCACCAUCACUGACCCCAGUCUUGGUGCCUGCAAAUAUGCUUGAGAUGGAUGCAUCAAUGCAUGGGUGGAAGAGGGGCUGCCGCGCCGCUGAAGGAUGGAUCUGAAUAAGA
Messenger RNA from Sorghum bicolor (sorghum), 502 nucleotides. RefSeq names its product major pollen allergen Ole e 10. NCBI's taxonomy places the organism in Eukaryota, Viridiplantae, Streptophyta, Magnoliopsida, Poales, Poaceae. The record is from RefSeq and is a predicted model, not a curated record. The coding region runs from base 70 to 435 and encodes 121 amino acids. The transcript is spliced from 3 exons.